GGAAGCCGCGUGUAACUGGGCCGUUCUGACUAACUGCCGCUCGCGCUACGUCUGGCCCGAUCCAAGACCUACAAUGCGAUACACUGAUGUCGGUUCGUCGCCUCUUGUGGGCGAAAGCGCGAACAACGGCCAGAUUGGUCAGGCAGAUAUCGGCGAGCAUCGCCGUGAAAGGCGUGAAUCUUCAGAAAAUGAAGCAGCAAGAAAAAAGAGUCGUGGACAGCUCGUGCAACGUAUGAUUCGCGAGAGCUUUGAAGAGACUGCAUUUCCUUUAUCAGAUUACGAUGCGUGCCACGCUUGCUGGGGAAACAUCGCAGGUCCGCGGCCCCAAAAUAUUCGGUGGCUCACCCAUUUCAACACUGGAAAACAAACUGAAACCGAUACACAAGAAACCCUUCAUGGCGGGAGCAGCGCUGGUGACUGUGAAAAUGAAAUGUGGGAGUCGAAAUCUCCAAGCCUGUCACCACCCUUAACGUUUCAUGCAGGAAAUGAAGCAACCACGGGACAGGAAGCAUCGCAAAAUGAAGUACAAGAUAUGGUUUCUAUGGUGCGUGUACAAAUUCGCAAGUCGGCGAAAAACUGGCGCACACUUACGGGGGUCGUUCCAGAAAAUGAGCUUGUUGUGUUCAGUAACGCUGGAUCACCGCUGCUGCAACACAAUGAUUGGGAGAAGGUGGUACAUUUACGACAGCGUGUCCAGAAGAGGCUCCCGGAUAUUGAGGAGGCAACAAAAAAAGUGGAUGAUGCAGCUAAAGGAACACUCCCUUCUCCGACGGGAAUGGCCUCUAAUCUAAACGGUGAAGCUCUCUCUCAUUUGGGGGAGCACCAAACUGAGACUGAGUGCUCAUCUGUCAGAGAUAUGAGUGGAGGGUCUUCACAGCGGCAGCUUUUGUUUGACAUGCUAGCUGAGGAAAUGUCAUGCACAGAUCUCGCGCCGCCGAUCCCGGUCAAAGUCGUGGAGCCAGGUUCGUCCUCUCCUAACAUGGACACUUCAGGUUCUACGAAUGUUCCUGUCCAGAGCAAUACUCCAGCGGUCUGCGAGCAGGGGGCGGAUCUUGAAUUCCCGCCACUGAUUGACGAGCAUUUGCGAUGUCACAUUUGCGUUGAGGAAUUGCGGGGAUUGCCUGAUCUUACUAUGAGCCAGACAAUCUGCAUCUCCGACGCUGAGGAAGGUGCUGUAUUUUGGUACUUUCGCCAACGCGACACUGCUGCAGGAGAUGACGCAGAAAAAGACAGAAGUACCUCAAGGUGGAAACCGUGGCAGGAGUUCCGUGUACCAUGGCCGAUGAACGUUUAAGGGGGUGCACUCUUGUCCAAUAUAACGACCUUUUCGAAGACAUUUUCUGCUGCAGAUGUAGCAAAAAGCCACUUUUGUUCUUCUUUUGCUCACGUUUUUUGGCGAGCAGGACACUGACAUUUUGGUAGGACGCAAUUGCGUUUCGUUGUACAGAUUUUCGUUUUGUUGUACUUCGCAACGAUAUUUAUUAGCUGUUUAGGAAUACCC
Messenger RNA from Amoebophrya sp. A25, 1501 nucleotides. Lineage: Eukaryota; Dinophyceae; Syndiniales; Amoebophryaceae. The record is from the annotation of a GenBank genome assembly.